Molecule: messenger RNA, 2115 nt
Organism: Suillus plorans
Lineage: Eukaryota; Fungi; Basidiomycota; Agaricomycetes; Boletales; Suillaceae
Exons: 14
Coding region: 1-2115 (704 amino acids)
Biological process (GO): DNA-templated transcription
Molecular function (GO): zinc ion binding; DNA binding
Source: RefSeq, a predicted model, not a curated record
AUGCAUGAUGAUGGGGGUCGGCAGUCGUUGUACCCAAGUGAUCAUGACGUCCCGGGCGAUCAUGAUGGCGUGUGCUCAUCAAUUGGUUACGACUCAGCGGGUGCCGAGGGCUAUGUUCCAUGCGAGACCUGCGUAAAACGUGGCUGCUCCACAAUAUGUCCUAGUGGAUCAUUGACAGCGGGAAAGGGCAAUCGCCUUGUGCUCGCAAAUACAGAGGAGUUACAUAGCAAAAUCGAAGUCAUGUCAGCGCGAAUGCGUGAACUCGAGGAAACCCUCCGCCAAAUGCAUUCUAAAGUGUCCGAUCUACCGCACCCGCUACUUUCAGAUACCGAUACGGUCAUUUCAAACGAUAGUCCAGAAUCCAGCUCAGGCAGUGACUUUCCAGAACAACAGCCCCAAGCUUCGAAUAAGGCUGAUGCUGAUUCUGUCAUAGAUGCAUUUGGCACGCUCACCAUUGGCACUCGUGGAGAAACCAUUUUUAUGGGCGGCACCGCCCGUUCAGAACCACCUCUGAAACAACAACCAAAGCCUGCUUUUUCUGAAACCUUUCCCCGACUUUCGAAACAGAUCCUCGAUGCUUGGUUGCCUGGUUCUGACUGUGUCCCGAGUGAUAAUGGCCUCUGGAAACCUGUCUAUUCAUAUCUACCUCCAUUGUCAGAGGCGGUCCGCCUUAGUGAGAUUUACCUUGAAUGGGGUAAAGUCUUGUGGACUCCCCUGACACGAUCGGAACUUUUUGAUAAUAUCCUUCAAAGUGUUUAUCAUGCGAAAUCAUACUUGUUCAUUGGGUUGGGUGUAAAACUUGGUUAUAGGGUUCAUCUUUCCGGCGCUAGGUGGAAGCUUAGCGACGCUGUUGUUCAAAAACGCAGCUCCGUCUUUUGGCAGAUGUUCAUGUUGGAUACCUGGAUCAGUUUCUAUGCUGGCCGCCCACCAAACGUCUCUCCCGAUUGGAUCGACACUCCUUACCCAAAUGAUGAUUUCGCGGUAGUCAACGACAAAGGGGAAAAGGAGAUGAGUGGACAUAUGUGGUCGUGGAAAUUUUCGCGGCUCCUGCACCACGUAAUGGUCAAUGCAUUUGGAGCCAAAACACCCACCUACCGCACGAUCCUCGAACUCGAUCGGAAAAUCCGCGAUUUCCCUGUCCCAUCUCAUCUUCAGCCCCGCUGUGCUACAAGCGAAACUCUGACAAAAGCCGCGAUUCUCCAGCAAGUCCAGACGUCUUUUCUCCUCACAAAUAAGGAAGCUACGUUGUUAAAUAUCCAUCGACGAUACUUCACACAAGCUUUGGAGGACCAGCCCGAUGACCUCUUGAAGCAUAAGUACGGCCCCUCGGUCAUGGCGAUGUAUCGGUCUGCAUGGCGAGUGAUAGAAAGUCACUCGCAUGCAGCUAGUAAGAUUCCGCAAGUGAUUGAGCGAUUAGGUCUGUUCUGGUCACAUGCUCUAUCCGCCGCCAUCGUCAUGUGCAUGAUCGUUAAUCGUGCGCCUCAAUCAAACAUAGCGCCUUCUUCAUUGCGCGAGCUUGAUGUCGUUUAUGAAGUAUUCCAGAAGUCAGCGCCUACCUCAAAGCCUGCCGCUGUGCUCCUCGACUCAAUAACAAAAGUCUGGAAAAAAGGCCACGAUGCUGUUGAUCGCCCUCUUUAUGACGAUCAGUCCGGCUUAUCCCGCGCCGAACUCGAUCGCCUUGGUGGUGGCAAAACUCAUCUAAUAUCCCAAACAAGCCCUCGAUCUAGCGCCUCACCGCCGUCUGUCCAACCUACACCAUCAGAAGCCGAGUCAAGCGGCUCGUGCCAGCCAAGCAGACAAUUUACAUGGGAAGGACAGGGCGUCGGGUUUGAUAUACACCCGCGCAUCAUGCAAGAUAUGCGCGUCUUUGACAAAUUCGAGCAAUCACCGUUCACUGCGGGCGGCUCUUUUGACUCGCAUGAGUCUUUCUUCCAGGCAAUGAGCGAUGUGCAGUUUAGUGGGUCGAGUGUGUAUGGGGCGGAGAUUUAUAGUGGACAGCCGCAGGUGCUGAAUACGUUUCAUCCUGCACAUUCAUACAGCGCCCCGAAUGGGAUACAGGAGGUGCCGGUGCUGGAUGCGGCGUGGCAGAGCUUUGUGGAGCAACUGGGGUUUUAA